Messenger RNA from Rattus rattus (black rat), 3318 nucleotides. RefSeq names its product tubulin tyrosine ligase like 6 (gene Ttll6). Gene Ontology annotation, cellular component: cilium. Gene Ontology annotation, molecular function: tubulin-glutamic acid ligase activity; tubulin binding. Gene Ontology annotation, biological process: microtubule cytoskeleton organization; protein polyglutamylation. Lineage: Eukaryota; Metazoa; Chordata; Mammalia; Rodentia; Muridae. The record is from RefSeq and is a predicted model, not a curated record.
GUUUCCCCGGAGCCUCCUCCAGGGCUAGGAAGAUGCUACAGUGCCUGACUUUAGAAAGUGAGGAAGGGGCUGAAGAGAGGGAGGAGAGUUCCACAGAAGAUCUAGAGGAGCUAAAAAAAUUGGUCGCUCUGGCUUUUGUGAGAGAGAACACACAAAAGAGGCUUCAGAAUGCCCAGCAGCAUGGCAAGAAAAAGAGGAAGAAAAAAAGAUGAUUGGUGAUCAAUCUAUCCAACUGCCGGUAUGACAGCGUGCGCAGGGCUGCCCAGCAAUAUGGCCUUCGAGAGGCGGGUGACAAUGAUGACUGGACUCUCUAUUGGACCGACUACUCAGUGUCGCUGGAGCGAGUGAUGGAAAUGAAGAGCUAUCAGAAAAUCAAUCAUUUUCCUGGGAUGAGUGAGAUCUGCCGCAAGGACUUGCUGGCCCGGAAUAUGAGCCGCAUGCUAAAGCUGUUUCCUAAGGACUUCCAUUUCUUCCCCAGGACCUGGUGUCUUCCUGCUGACUGGGGAGAUUUGCAGACUUACAGCCGGACAAGAAAAAAUAAGACUUACAUUUGUAAGCCGGACUCGGGUUGCCAGGGGAAAGGCAUAUUCAUUACCCGGUCGGUGAAAGAAAUCAAGCCAGGAGAGGAUAUGAUCUGCCAGCUUUACAUUUCAAAGCCCUUCAUCAUCGACGGGUUCAAGUUUGACCUCCGGGUUUAUGUGCUGGUGACCUCCUGUGACCCUCUCAGGGUUUUUGUGUACAAUGAAGGACUGGCUCGCUUUGCCACUACCUCUUACUCCCACCCCAACACAGAAAACCUGGAUGAUAUCUGUAUGCACCUGACCAAUUAUUCUAUCAAUAAGCACAGUUCCAACUUCAUUCAAGAUGCGCAUUCUGGCAGCAAGAGGAAACUCUCCACCUUCAACUCAUACAUGAAGACCCACGGCUACGAUGUGGAGCAGAUCUGGAGGGGCAUUGAGGACGUCAUCAUCAAGACUCUCAUAUCAGCUCACCCAGUCAUCAAGCACAACUACCACACCUGCUUCCCCAGCCACACGCUCAACAGCGCCUGCUUUGAAAUCCUGGGCUUUGACAUCUUGUUGGACCGAAAACUGAAACCCUGGCUGUUGGAGGUCAACCAUUCUCCAAGCUUUUCCACUGACUCCAAGUUGGAUAAAGAGGUGAAAGACAGCCUGCUCUAUGAUGCGUUAGUCCUCGUCAACCUGGGGAGCUGUGACAAAAAGAAAGUCUUGGAGGAGGAAAGACAGCGGGGACGGUUCCUGCAGCAGUGUCCAAACCGGGAGAUGAGGAUGGAGGAAGUCAAGGGCUUCCAGGCAGUGAGGUUACAGAAAACAGAGGAAUAUGAAAAGAAAAACUGUGGCGGCUUCCGGCUCAUCUACCCUGGUCAGAAUUUGGAGAAGUAUGAAAAAUUUUUCCAAGACAAUAGCUCCCUUUUCCAGAACACUGUUGCUUCCAGAGCCCGGGAGCUGUAUGCAAGGCAGCUGAUCCAGGAGCUGAGGCAGAAACAGCAAAACAAAUUCUCCCUAAAAAAAGAGAGGAAGGAAGAGAUGCAGGGCGAGUCUGCGGGUGAGCAGGCAAAAGACAAAAUCGUGCGACUCCAGCGACCCAGACAGCAGCCCAAGUGCAAGCCGGCCACCUGUCCCCCCAAACAAUCCUUCCAUCCAGUGAAUUUAGGAUCCCGCGCAUCUAGCCUGCUCUUAAAUAUCAGAGGCCUAAAGAAAAGUGAAACUGCCAGGAGCCUGGACCAGAAGGAUUCCAAGAAUGAGGUUGUCCUCAUUCCCUGCAAGGCGGUGUCCGCGAGGAACUACAGCUCUGUCCCUGACCUCAGGAGUUCAAACCCCAGCUACUCCGAGUUGGAGUUCCACAUGACCAAGUCCAAAGUCAAGGAAGUCAAGUCGGCCUUUUCAGUGAACAUAGUCAGCAGUGCCCAGCCCAUAACACCUGUAGAAACUUCCGCAGAUGCCACAGCCCCCAUCUCAACGUCUCUAGAAUCCCUAGCGAGCAGCCUCUCCACCACCCCGGAGUGCAGCAGCCCUGAGAGUAUCCACAUGGCCUCCUAUAAUCACAAGCAGCAGAAGGCCUCCUACAAGCUGACCCAGGAGAAGAAAUCUAAGCCGCUCAUGUUUUCCAAAUCCAGGCAGUUGGACCUGAACUGUACCUCGAUGAAGAAUGACAUUAAGAAACAAUAUCUGAUGUCAGAGAUACUGCAGAAGGUUCAAAUAAAGAAGAAACGCCCCUUGUUCCCAGUUCCCAAGACACAAUACCCAUCCUUGUCUAAGGAGCGGUACACUCACGGCCGCAGCUCCGGCAGGAAGAAAGGAAUGGAGGCACACUCUGUCGUCAUCCUGCAGAGUUCUCACAGCCAUGCUGAAUCUCUGAAUGACCUUCUGGUAGUUGCCACUCAGGCCCGUCUGGACCCUCGGCCCAGCAGAAGCCAUUCGGGCACUACGACAAGGGACUCUGGUACACAGGCCGAAGCACACUGCCACUGCCUGAGGUCUGGUCAGAAAGGAUGUGAGAGAAAUCAGCAUCACAAAGACAAGAAAGAAAGAAAAGAAAAAGGGACGAAUUGGCCUUACCAUUCCAGAAGACUUUGUAAAAGUGUCUGCAACACCUACAGAAUGGACUGGAAGUUUCAUUUCCACAUCUAGAAAUUUCUGGUCUGAUAACUAUGUCUCACCGGCACCUUUGAGGACAGCAGUCUUCUCUUCUGUGCUCUCCCUGUUAGUUCACAGCACUGUGUGUGUGUAGGACCAGGACUUGCAGGGCUCGAGCACUGCUUCCCCAGGACAAAGUCCAGCUGCCUUAGCUGUGGUGCUCCUCUGGGUCCCUCACACAAUGGCCACUGUCAUCCAGAACACUCCCUUGGGGGAGGGGGGGUCAAGCAACUUAAGGGAGGAGUGAGGGGAGGACUCAUGAUUUCCAUGAGUCCAGAGCCUUCAUUCCACCUGCAAGCCCGUGCCAGUCCCCGUCCUCCUCUCCAAAGAAAAAGAAGGCAGAGUCUGGACUAAGUGUGGUGGAAUUCUGAGUCUGGGUGGAAAGAAGCAGGACAGUUUCAACUCACCAGCAGAAGAGAGACCAUCGCCCUCUCCAGCUAACCCAAAGGCUUGCCACCCCAGUACCUAGACUGUCUCCUGCUGCUAUCUUCCCUUCAGUCUUGCUGGCAAAGACAGGUAAUGUGAGAGAGCCUAGCCUGCAGGUGUUUCUUCCAUUGACCUGCAGAAAUUAUAUGUCUCCCCUCAUGUAUACAUUGAUAAAAUAAAUUGCCAAGCUCAAUACUAGCAAGGACCCUGGUCCAGAGUGUGAGGUGGGACGGUA